CCAUUGACUAGGUGAGACCGAAAAACCGUUGCCGACAGCUGUUUGAUUCGUUUGCCUCCAUUUUCUUCCCUGUUUAAAAAAGGAAGCGCUUUCUCGUCAAGCAGUUCGGCUUAGUUCUAGUUUUUUUCGUGUCCUAUGUCCUGUAUUAGUGAUUGAGUGUUUGUUUCGAUGUGAUGUUAAAAUUACAUUAUAUUUGAUGGAAAUUUGUUUCAUAGUUGUAUGAAAAUACCCCAUCUCUAAAAAUAAUGCGCUAAGAGGCAUUCUCAAGCCAAGCGCUAAGUUCGGCACGCACGCACUAAUCUGCUUGCAGCAUUAUUUGCUUGCAUAUCUCAGAAUUUAUAGGUCUUGUCCUCUAUAUAUAUAUAUGUAUAUACAUAUAUAUUGCAAGAUACACGCAAUUGAAUAAACAGGUGACAAUCUGCAGAAAUAUCUAAACUAAUAACAACCUGAAGCAUUCAAAAAGGUAAAGAAGGAACAAAUAAUAAGCUGGUUAACUGUGGGAAAGCUAUCCACAAUAGUGUUAAAAAUGGCGACGUUCCGAAUUCAUGAAGAUGUGGAAAAGGAGAACCGCGUGCUGGCGCCUGUGGGAGGAAAGAAAAACGCAAUCCUGGCAUCUAACAAUGGCGCUGCGGGGCUACCAGCUGGAAAAAAUGUUAUUUUACAUUCCAUUGGCAUUCAGCACCAGCAACAACGGACUAUGUUCAGCGUUCUCAGCAAUGUCCAAAGCAAUGUGGCGAAUAUGGAAAAGACUGUAAAGGAGGGCAAAGUAAAAAGUCAACGUGCAGGCGGUGCUGUUCUGUUGCCUAAGUCUGGAAAAGUGAGUGACGAGAAUGCUGUGGAAGCUAAGCAGAGUAUGCAGGUUAAGGCUGUUAAGAAAUCAUCCGCCCCAAAUGAACCGUUCAAAGGGUUCGAGAUAUACGACGAGUCGAAAGAAAAUGUUAAGGAAAUGUGUGUCCCUAAGAAAGAUGACGUGAUCCAUGAGAAGCGCGCUCCUUUGCAAGAGCUAAAACAUGCAGAACUGCUCGAAACUCCCAUGUCGGUGGGAGAAAACUAUUCUCCAAUGUCAAUAGACAAGUCGACUAGCAUAAUUGUCGAAGAAGGACCCAUCCCUAGGAACGAUCGUGAGCGUUUCUUCGAGGUAGAAGAAUACCAGGAAGACAUACUAGUUUAUCUUAAAGAAGCCGAAAAGCGCAAUCGUCCAAAGCCGGGAUAUAUGCUUAAACAGACUGACAUAACCCAUUCUAUGCGCACAAUUCUGGUCGAUUGGUUGGUGGAGGUUUCCGAAGAAUACAAACUGCAGGGAGAAACACUUGCCUUAGCCGUAUCUUACAUCGAUCGAUUCCUUAGCUUCAUGUCGGUAGUUCGUGCCAAGCUUCAGUUGGUAGGCACAGCCGCCAUGUUUAUCGCAGCAAAGUAUGAGGAAAUCUAUCCACCGGAUGUGAGCGAGUUUGUUUACAUAACAGAUGAUACGUACACCAAGACCCAAGUGUUGCGAAUGGAGCAGCUCAUACUGAAGGUUCUUUCAUUUGAUUUGACGGUACCAACUUCGUUGGUAUUUACUAAUACCUAUUGUGUGAUGAACGACGUACCAGAUAAAGUGAAAUAUUUAACGAUGUAUCUUUGCGAGUUGUCAUUGCUGGAAGCAGAUCCAUUCCUAACGUAUAUGCCAUCCAAAAUUGCAGCCGGUGCAUUGGCAUUAGCAAGACGCACUCUCGAUUUGCCAAUGUGGUCUAAGAUGUUAGAGAACAACACUGGCUACAAACUGGUCGACAUGAAAGACAUAAUUUUAGAUCUUAACAAAACUCAUGUCGAUGCAGUAACAAUGCAACAACAAGCAAUACAGGAAAAAUACAAAUCCAAAACAUACCAUGAAGUCGCAUCCUUACCUGCUACUGAGAUAACAAAAGAAUCUUUUGAUAAGAUAUGCGCUACAUUAUGCAAUUCUUCUGCUGCAACACUGCUACUUUCUAACACCGACAGUGAGUUGUUGAAGGAAAUGGGGCGAGAAAAUCCGUCAAACCUACUUUUCGUUUAGACGCCGUUAAAUUAAGAGGCCCUUUUGUCCCGUUAGAGAUUAUGUUUGCUUUUUGCUUAUUUAUACUUGAUCUUCAUGUCAACACAAAUAUUCUUGAUGUAUUUGUGUCAUGCAUUCUAUCCUUACUUAUGUAUCGUUUACUUUUUGUGUAAUGCUGAAAAAACUGUAUUAUUUUGUAUCUUUUUAUAACGUUGCCGAAACUAUGGACGAGUUUAUUUAUAAACUUUUGCUUAUUUAAUGGCUUUGUCUUUCUGGAAUCGUUUCCCAUAAAAAUUGUCUUUUCCUGUCAUUUCCCGUCAAAACUACAUUUUCGUCUAAGGCAGACUAUAGUAUGCCAGUGUUUUUGACCAUGUCUAGUUCAGAAUAACAGCACAUACAAAUAAAAAUGACCAUUAAUGCGACGAUUGAACAUAAAUCAUGAAUAUGGAAUACGUUUGUCGAUCUCUCAGUAACACCUUUGAAAU
Molecule: messenger RNA, 2499 nt
Organism: Anopheles merus
Lineage: Eukaryota; Metazoa; Arthropoda; Insecta; Diptera; Culicidae
Product: G2/mitotic-specific cyclin-A
Exons: 7
Coding region: 527-2035 (502 amino acids)
Biological process (GO): regulation of cyclin-dependent protein serine/threonine kinase activity; mitotic cell cycle phase transition
Cellular component (GO): cyclin A2-CDK2 complex; nucleus; cytoplasm
Molecular function (GO): cyclin-dependent protein serine/threonine kinase regulator activity
Source: RefSeq, a predicted model, not a curated record